AUGCCACCCUCCGACUACACAUCAGCAGGAGGCGGACUGAAGCUGAAAGGCGGCGCUGGCAUCGACAAGAAAAAGAAGAAAAAGAAGCCAAAGCCGACAGAGGGUUCUACCUCCCAGAACCUUACAACCACUGCGGAAACGACGAAAUCGUCGUCCGGAGAAGCUUCCAAAGAUGCGCCCACUGAAUCCAGACGAACGCAGUCACGAUCCAUUACACCAGAACGAGCUGAGAAGGAAAUUCGCGGUACUGGCGGGAGACGGAAGACCGAAGCCGAGAAACGUUAUGACGAGAUGCGACGGAAGAGACUUGACGAGAGGUUGAAGCGAGAAGGAGUCAAAACACACAAAGAAAGGGUCGAGGAGCUGAACAAAUACCUCAGCGGUCUGAGUGAGCACCACGACAUGCCCAAGAUUGGACCCGGCUAA
Molecule: messenger RNA, 426 nt
Organism: Aaosphaeria arxii CBS 175.79
Lineage: Eukaryota; Fungi; Ascomycota; Dothideomycetes; Pleosporales
Product: DUF1754-domain-containing protein
Exons: 1
Coding region: 1-426 (141 amino acids)
Cellular component (GO): nucleolus
Source: RefSeq, a predicted model, not a curated record